AUGGCUGAAUACAAAGGCGGGGCCUCCGAAGGCCAACGUCAAGCAAUGUUAGAGAAACAAAGAGCAAAGAUGUUGAAUGAUUUUGAGAAACAACGUGAAAAAAUUACAAAAGAUAACCAAGUUAAUAUAACGAGCAACAAAUUCGUGACCCAGUUCGAUGAUGUUGAAGAUUCCUUGAAAAAAGAAACUAUAGGCCUAGUUAAACUUGAAGAUUUCCAAAAAAUUCGGAAAGAAAUUCUAAUACAAAAAGAACGCGAAGCUGCUAGAACUGCUGAAAUAAGUGUUGAUAAUUUUGAAAAUCCUAAUUACUCGAAUAAUUCAACAAAAUCUGAGGAUAACAAUACAACGUCAGAUUAUAACAAUGAAGGUGACUCGAUCUCAGCAUUCCUAGAAAAAUGUAGGCAACAAUUUCAUGAGUUACGUGGUGUUAGUGUUGAUAAUUUACUAUAUGUUAAAGAGGACUUGAUUAUUCCACAUCAUUAUACAUUUUAUGAUUUUAUUGUUAAUAAAGCAAGAGGUAAAUCUGGUCCCUUGUUUAAUUUUGAUGUACAUGAUGAUGUUAGAUUAACUCAUGAUGCAACUGUUGAAAAAGAUGAGUCACAUGCAGGCAAGGUAGUUGAAAGAAACUGGUAUGAAAAAAAUAAGCAUAUUUUCCCGGCAAGUAGAUGGGAAAUUUACGAUCCUGAAAAAAAUUAUGGAAAAUAUACUAUCAAAUAA
This is a messenger RNA of Entrophospora sp. SA101, 717 nucleotides long. The record is from the annotation of a GenBank genome assembly. NCBI's taxonomy places the organism in Eukaryota, Fungi, Glomeromycota, Glomeromycetes, Entrophosporales, Entrophosporaceae.